CCAUCAUCGACAGAUCUGUCAUUCGCAAGGACAAUCUAUCCAACCAACAUAAUCACCAACAUAUUUAAUACAACAUCAUCAUCGUCAUCGCCAUCGAGACGACAACGACACUCCAUUUUCGACCAAGCCUCAACCCCCAUCGCUGUGGUCCUUGUCUGAUUUCCAUCUCAACCCCUUUCUCUCGAAGCCGACAACUACCAUCAACGAAUCCAUCAUGCGCCCCACCUCAAGCAUCCUCCAGGUGGCUGUCUGCCUUACUUCUCUUGCGCCUUUGGCCUCAGCAUGGCCCAGUUGGUUUCCCAACGCCGACUCUGUCGUAGUCCGACGAGUCGCCCCAGAAGAUCUGCCUCUGGAAACACCGGUUCUUAAGCCUCGUCAGGAUACCACGACCGAAGAGGAAACUACAGGCACUAAGAAAAGCCCAAAGCAGACCAACUUGAACACAGCCAAAGUCGAAACUGGAACAGAGACAGGCACUGCUACCGAGGAUUCCACAAAGACAGCAAAGGAGACUGGGAAUAAGAAGUCGGGCACCAAGACUGGGACUUCUGCUCCUAAACGCACAACCUUUUCUGCUGAUGUGCAACCCGGUGGUUUGAGCAUGACGCUGCCCGAUACUAUGUAUGUCCCUACGCCACUUAUUAAGAUUGGUGACUAUGCCACCUUUGGCUGGAACUACACCUCGCUCGAGGGCACUCCUACUGCGAUCGACGUGCUUGUCAGUCAGUCCUCCGCCGGCGAAACCUACACUCUUACCGCCAACAUGACUUUCGAGACGAACCCGACCUACGUUUGGGAUACUAGCAAGCAGGCCAACGACCCCGAUGCUCCUCUCCCCGUUGGCAUGUACACUCUCAUCAUCAUGGAUUCCGACUCUGAAAUUACCGAUGUUCCUUCCCCCGGUUACUUGGCGGUACAGAAGACUUUCCAGUUCGGCAUGUACACCCCCGCGGCCUACACACCCUACCCCCAGUGGAACUGUGAUAUCUGCGACAAAUAAUCUCAGACCAUCACUUGUUCUUGCACUCGUUCUUUGGGAGUUAAAUCUUGGGAGGUGUUUACGGUUCGGCGAGCAUCAGAUGGAGAAAAUUUGCUUAUUGUCCUUGGUCCUUUGGAUGCGUCACACGCUCAGUGAGGGCGUUGGUAGAUAUGUCUUUCUGGCAAAGUUAAUCUGGGGGAAGCACAUUUUUGGAUACUUAUGACAUGGUGGUUGAAAUUGAGCAGAGAUCACUUAAUGAUUUUAUCUAUUAUAUAUAUCUUAAUCUCGUCAGUUCUUGGUAACUGACAGCA
This is a messenger RNA of Fusarium graminearum PH-1, 1290 nucleotides long. RefSeq lists its product as uncharacterized. The record is from RefSeq and is a predicted model, not a curated record. NCBI's taxonomy places the organism in Eukaryota, Fungi, Ascomycota, Sordariomycetes, Hypocreales, Nectriaceae. The transcript is spliced from 2 exons. Bases 215 to 1000 code for a protein of 261 amino acids.